Sitophilus oryzae (rice weevil) is the source of this 3030-nucleotide messenger RNA. It is a transcript of the gene whd, whose product is annotated as carnitine O-palmitoyltransferase 1, liver isoform. The record is from RefSeq and is a predicted model, not a curated record. The coding region runs from base 378 to 2750 and encodes 790 amino acids. The transcript is spliced from 14 exons. NCBI's taxonomy places the organism in Eukaryota, Metazoa, Arthropoda, Insecta, Coleoptera, Curculionidae. Gene Ontology annotation, molecular function: carnitine O-palmitoyltransferase activity. Gene Ontology annotation, biological process: fatty acid metabolic process; carnitine metabolic process. Gene Ontology annotation, cellular component: mitochondrion.
GUAAUAUUUGCCUUUGCCUUUUUUAAUAUUUGACAGAAUUUGAUGACAAAAAGUAUUCAAGAAUUUGUUGUAAAUUUUUAUUUUUAUGUUAAUUAUUUUGUGCUGUCAAAUAACCCUAAUAACACAUUGCAUCUAACAACAAUAACUCUAAUUUAGUUAUAAAUUAAUAUUGUCCUGUUAGUGGUGAAAUUACUUUUACAAUUUCCAGUUAUUGUAAACUUACAAGUUGGAGUUUUUUGGUGGGAUUUCUGGAUUUAUUUAAUUCUCAGUAGUAAAAUCGUUAAUUAUUGUGUUCUUCAGUUUAAUUUCGUAUAAUAUAUAAGUGGCAUUUUAUGUUGUUAAAAUUUUGUUUACAUACAUAAUUUAAACAGAGGAGAAUGGCGGAAGCACACGCUGCUGUUGCUUUUUCCUUCUCAAUUACUCACGAAGGAUGGGAUGUAAACUUUGAUCGAGAAGUAUUGCAUUUAGUUUGGCAGAGUGGUGUCAGGUCAUGGAAAAAACGCAUUGCUCGUUUAUUGAAUAACCUUCAUAAUGGUAUAUACCCAGGACAUUAUAGCUAUCUUUGUCUUAUAAUUGGUGUAGUGUCAGCCAUGCAUUUAUAUGGGCAAAGAGUACCUUUAAAUUUGCCUCCAAAAAUUCUCUCACUCUGUCCGUCACAGACACUUUAUUGGCAACUUGGAGCCUGUACAAUCACAUCUCUUUCUUACUGGCUUUCUGCCGUUUACUUUCUACGCUAUUCGCUGAAAAUGUUAUUUAUGUACAAAGGAUGGAUGUACGAAUCUCAAGUGAAAGGUAGCAAACCAUCCCUUGCUACAAGAAUUUGGGCCGUUUUUGUUAGCAUAAUCGAGGGAUGGAACACACCAAAAUUAUAUAGUUAUCAGAGUUCAUUACCGAGAUUGCCAUUACCGUCUCUACACGAUACCAUGACAAGAUACUUAAGAAGUGUUCGUCCUUUACUGGAUGAUAAGUCAUAUACGAAAAUGGUAAAGUUAGCCGAUGAAUUUGAAAACGGCAUCGGAAAAAAAUUGCAGCGGUACAUUAUAUUAAAGUCAUGGUGGUCGACGAACUAUGUAUCCGAUUGGUGGGAAGAGUACGUGUAUUUGAGAGGGAGGUACCCGCUGAUGAUUAAUUCGAAUUUCUAUGGAAUUGAUGCUAUAAUGUUACAUCCAACCAGUAAUCAGGCCGCAAGGGCCGCUUCUAUUAUCAAUUCGUUACUGAGAUUCAGGAGGUUAUUGGAUAGACAAGAACUAGAUCCGAUUUUAAUACAGGGUAUGGUACCAUUGUGCUCGUGGCAAUACGAACGAAUAUUUAAUACAACGAGAGUACCGGGUGACGAAGCGGAUAAGAUCAUUCAUAUUUCCGAUAGCAAUCACAUAGCUGUUUAUCACAAAGGUAGAUACUUUAAGGUGAUCAUUCAUCACAAAGGAAGGAUAUUGAGACCGGCGGAAAUUCAGAUGCAAAUAGAGCAAAUUCUGAAAGAUACAUCCGAACCGCAAGAGGGCGAAGAAAAAUUAGCCGCCUUAACAGCUGGUUUACGCAGACAUUGGGCUAAAGUGAGACAAUCCUACUUUUCGAAAGGUGUGAAUAGACUGUCACUGGACGCCAUUGAACGAGCGGCUUUUGUAGUUGUUUUAGACGACUUUCCGUACGAGUUUGAUAUGGAAGAUCCCUCUAAAUUGGAUAAUUAUGGCAAAGUGCUUUUACAUGGUAAAGGUUAUGAUAGAUGGUUUGACAAAUCCUUUACCCUAUGCAUAGGCAACAACGGAAGAUUGGGCUUCAAUGCUGAACAUUCUUGGGGAGACGCUGCAGUGAUGUCACAUCUGUGGGAGUGGGUGAUCACUGAAGAAUCUUACGAACCUCGGUCUGAUGCUCCAAUUAUAGCACACUGUUUGGAAUAUAUUUUGCUUGAAGAAUCCGAAAAUAUACGAUUUGAUCAUAGAGGAAAUGCUUUAGGAAAUCCUGAAUUCACUCCACCGCCUCCAAACAGACUAAAUUGGGACAUACCAAAAUCUUGUCAGUGCGCUAUUGAAGAAAGUUUACACAUAGCAAAUAUACUUAUAAACGAUAUUGACUUGAGAAUCUAUGUUCACGACAACUAUGGAAAAGGUUUUAUGAAAAGUUGCAAUUUAAGUCCGGACGCGUACAUACAGAUGGCACUUCAGUUAGCCUAUUUCAGGGAUGCCGGCAAGUUUUGUCUGACGUACGAAGCGGCAAUGACCCGUAUGUUUAGGGAAGGCAGAACGGAAACGGUAAGACCGUGCUCGCAGGAAUCAGUGGCUUGGGUCAAAGGUAUGGAGGACAAAAGUAACAGUAUAGAAGAAAAAAUCAAAUUGUUGAAAAUUGCUUGUGCAAAUCAUCAGAGGGCUUAUAAGGACGCUAUGUGCGGAAAGGGCAUAGAUCGACACAUAUUUUGUUUGUAUGUCGUAUCGAAGUAUCUCGAAGUAGAUUCGCCGUUCAUAAAGGAAGUUAUGAGCGAACCGUGGAGAUUAUCCACUUCCCAGACGCCUCACGGUCAGACGAAAAAGCUGGACUUGAAGAAACACCCCAAGUGCAUAUCGGCGGGAGGGGGUUUCGGGCCGGUAGCCGACGACGGUUAUGGAGUCUCCUACAUCAUUGCAGGCGAAGACUUGUUGUUCUUCCAUAUAUCGAAUAAAAAGAGCUGUCCUACAACGGACUGUCAUAGGUUUGCCAAAAAAAUCGAACAGGCGCUUGCUGAUAUGAGACAACUCUACGUCGAUUUCAAGAACUGACUAAGAAAUAAUAAGUUUUGUACGCCCUUUAAAGGCAAAAGGUGAAAAUGGUGGAUGGUUGAUGACGUUUAUAUGGAUUUGUGUUUUGAAAGGUUUUAAUUUUACCUGAGCUGUAUCUUAGCUUUAAUUAUCUCGUUACAGUGUCUUCUAUUGUAUUACAAGUUUUUAAAACUAAUUUUUAUUUGAAUAUGAAAAUUAAAUUGUUAUAAUUUUUCAAUUAUAUGUUACAUAAGUGUAAAGGUAAUUACUUAUCUGCAAUUAAAUAAAUCUUUUGUUUUUA